Molecule: messenger RNA, 2409 nt
Organism: Selaginella moellendorffii
Lineage: Eukaryota; Viridiplantae; Streptophyta; Lycopodiopsida; Selaginellales; Selaginellaceae
Product: probable aldehyde oxidase 1
Exons: 6
Coding region: 1-2409 (802 amino acids)
Molecular function (GO): iron ion binding; oxidoreductase activity; FAD binding
Source: RefSeq, a predicted model, not a curated record
AUGGCAAUGGGCGGUGCUCGGCAGCCCUGGGCAGUAGAGGUGCUGAGCGUGGCGUGGUGUGGGCGCGGUAGUGCUGGGCGUGGCGGCACUAGGCGUGGCGUGGGCGUGGGGGCGCUGGGCACGGCGGCGCUGGGCGGGGAGGAGAGGGAGUGGAGGAGGAGAAAAAACUUACUCUUGGCGGAAAGAAGAAAUAGGCCAGCUCUCUGUUCGCUGGGCUACAAUCCAGGACUGGAAGGUUCUCAGUUCCCCGACUUUCUGGAUCGUCAGGAUCACUCUCUCGUUGCUCUGGGUUCUACGAAGAAAUGGAUUCGACCGGGUGGUUUGGAGGAAGUUUUCACGAUGCUCGAGAGGUAUCAAGACACGGCCAGGCUUGUAGCUGGAAACACCAGCACAGGGAUUUACAAGGACGAUCUCCAGUCCAGUCCGGAAAUUUUCAUAGAGAUCGGUGCCGUUCCAGAGGUCCUGGAGGAGAAAGCUACCGAGGAUGGGAUUGAAGUCAGUGCUGCCGUGAAGAUAUCCAAGCUUAUAGCUCUCCUCGAAGCAUUUGGCCGCAGUGAUUCGAGCGGAGUUUAUCUCAAGUUGGCCGAGCACAUGAGAAAAGUGGCAACUUUGCACGUAAGAAACGCGGGGAGCGUGGGAGGAAAUCUGAUCCUGGCACAGAAGCUCGGCUUCGACUCCGACAUUGCGACUUUGCUGGUUGGAGCUGGCGCUUCGGUCAAGGUGGUGACACAGAAGUUUGGAGAAUCACGGCAGUCUGUGGAGGACUUUGUGGCAGCUACAUGGGACGGGAAAAGCAUUCUAAAGUCGAUCUGCAUCCCAUCCUACAGCAAGCAGGACGUCAGGUUUGACUCAUACAGGGCAUCACCUCGGCCUCUCGGAAACGCCGUGGCUUACGUGAAUGCGGCGUUUCUCGUCAAUCUCUCGGGUGACGGACGAGUUUGCGAGUCGAGGCUCGCGUUCGGUGCUUUUGGAGGAGAGCCUACUUGUCAGCGUGCUACUGAAGUUGAGAGGUUUCUCGAAGGGAAGGUGGUGGACAGUGGAGUUAUGUUGGAGGCCAUCCAGCUCACGAAGGUUUCUAUAGUGCCAAAGAAGGGGACCUCGAAGGCCGACUACAGGUCUUCGCUUGUUGCGAGCUUCCUCUUCAAGUUCUUAAGCUCUCUAGCCGCUCCAAGCAGCAGCAUUGUACCUGAGCUCCCGUAUAUUACACAGGCCCAGAAUGGAAGCACCCCGAGGUCGUCAAGAAAGAUCAUGUCUGGGAGACAGACAUUGCAAGAACAUCUCCAGGGAGCUGUCGGACAGCCAAUGUCCAAGGUUAUGGGAGAGCUUCAAGCUUCAGGUGAAGCUAUUUACGUGGAUGAUAUUCCAGCUCCGAGGGACUGCGUGCACGCAGUCUAUGUUUACAGUACGAAAGCAUUGGCAAAGAUAAACGGAAUCCGGCUGGAGAAUGCACUGGCUUCGCCUGGCGCGGUGUCCUUCGUUGGAGUUGAUGACAUUCCUUCUGGCGGACAGAAUAUGGGCCUCGUCUCCGAUCUCUCUCAAGAAAAGCUCUUCGCCGAGGACAAAGUCGAGUGCGUGGGCCAUGCCGUCGGACUUAUGAUUGCGGACACGCUGAGAAACGCCAAGGCCGCCGCCGGCAAAGUUGUGAUUGAUUACGACACGGAGUCUGUCGGCUCUCCCGUGCUAACCAUGGAAGAAGCGGUUGCCAGAGGGGAACUCCACGAGAUCCCACAGUUUUUCAAGGAUGUGAUGAAGGACAAACACGGUAAUGUUGCCGAAGAGAUGGCCAAGGCCAGUCUUAAGAUCGAAAACGCUGAGGUGCGCACAGGGUCGCAGUACUAUUUCUACAUGGAACCACAGACUGCGUUGGUCGUUCCGGACGAGGACAACUGUCUCGUCGUCUACAGUUCCUACCAGAGCCCCGACUUUGUGCAACACAGCGUGUCAGCCUGCCUCGGCUUGCCCAUGCACAACGUGAGAGUCAUCACCCGACGAGUUGGCGGAGGAUUUGGAGGCAAAGGCACCAAAGCCUGCCUGGUUGCCUCUGCCUGCGCACUCGCCGCGUACAAACUCCGCCGCCCCGUCCGCCUCACUCUCGACCGCAACACAGACAUGAUCAUGAUGGGUGGAAGGCACCCAAUGAAGGCCGUUUACGACGUAGGCUUCGAGCCCGACGGCAAGAUCAACGCCCUCCACGCCAAGAUCUUCAUCCAAGGAGGCUGGUCGCCAGAAUUCACCCCUGUCAUGCCAAUGGGGGUGCUCUCCGCCUUUAAGAAGCUCAACUGGGGAGCCUUCUCCUUCGAGUUCGUGCUGUGCCGGACCAACAUCCCGAGCAGGACGGUCAUGCGCACGUCCAAGGCUGCUUCUUCGCCGACGCAGUGGUCGAGCACGUCGCAGCUCUCACAAACUUGA